AGAAAUUUCCUUGCAAGUGAGGCUAUUUUGAUGCAAAGCGAUGAUGGCUGCACAUCUUUUUUGGAGGUAACCAUUGCUAACAGAAGAAAAUAAUGAGUGGAAGCACUUCUUACCUCCUUUUAUAGCAAUCAGUCUGCUCUCAUAAUCCAAUCAGAAUGAUAGUGAUUUCACCAGAGUAGUACUCCUUGACACUUUCCCAUGUGCUGAUGCUAUGAUUAGUGAAAUGAUGUUUGCUGGUCAUUUUGUGCAAGGACCAAAACACAGUGAACUUUGGGGUUUUGUGACAAAGUUCUUUUUUUUUUUUUUUUUUGGCCAAUGAAGCUUUUUGCAAUUAUUUAAAAUGCAUCUGAUCACUCAGCACAAUUAUCUAGAAACAAUGUGAAUCAACACCACAACAACUGAAGCAGCAAACUUUGUGAAACACAAAAUGUAUGUUACUGCCAAUACUUUUGGGAACUUUCGGGAAUAGGCGGUGUUAAAAAAUUGUACUGCGGCGAACCACUAGUGGGCCUCAAACAUUUUGGCUUCACUGACUGUUCGACGUCCACCCGUUCUCCCCAUGUUUACAGUCUCUGGUGUACCUACAUAACUGUGUUAAGGUUGGAACUUUUAUUUUGAAAAAUUGCUCUCAGCGCCAUAUUGACUCUGUACCCUGUCGUAACGCUGAAUUUUUUUUCCGGCUUUGUUUCCACUGUGUAACAUGGCUUUUCAGUGUCAGAGGGAUAGUUAUAUGAAAGAAUUUGUUACGUCGGUGGUGUCCUGUUCGCCUGCCGAACUGAAACUGGACAGCAACAACGGCAAGAAAGAAAAAGUGAAGGGCUUCAAUGUGAUACUAAAAGACACAAUUCUGUUCCCCGAGGGAGGCGGACAGCCUGAUGACCAUGGACUCAUCGAGGAUGUGGCUGUGGUGCGAGUGUUGAGGCAGGGAACAGAGGCAGUGCACUUCAUCACCUCAGCAAUAGAAGAAGGCCGUGAGGUUCGGCUCAAGGUGGACUGGGAGCGUAGGUUUGAUCACAUGCAGCAGCAUUCAGCCCAACAUCUGAUCACUGCAUUGGCAGACACAAUGUUUGGAUAUAAAACUACCUCAUGGGAGUUGGGCCGUCAGCGCAGCAGUAUCGAGCUGGAUGCGGCCUCUGUGAAGCCAGGAGAGAUGGAGGCAUUGGAGGAUGCGGUCAAUGACAGGAUCCGUGCUCAUGUCCCAGUCAAUGUGCGCCUCCUCUCUAUAGAUGACCCUGAUGUUGAGAAGGCAAGGAGCAGAGGGCUUCCUGAUGAUCAUGCUGGACCAAUCAGGAUCAUUGAUAUUGAGGGAGUAGACGCCAAUAUGUGUUGUGGGACCCACGUGUCCAAUCUCAGUCAUCUACAGGUGAUUAAGAUUCUAGGGAUGGAGAAAGGGAAGAAGAACAAGACCAACUUAAUUUUCAUAGCUGGAAACAGAGUCCUGAAAUACUCAGAGAAAUGCUACAACACGGAAAAGUCACUGACAUCGCUGCUGAAAACAGGGCCAGAUGAACAUGUUGAUGCCGUGGACAAAUUGCAGAAAACUGUCAGGCGCCUUCAGAAGAGUAACCUCACUAUCCUCAGGGACAUGGCUGUUCUUAUAGCACAGAACUUCAAGAGCCAGCCAGAGAGAGGCAACUUCUUCAGUUUGCACAACAAGGAUGGUGACAACGAGUUCAUGAACAUCAUUGCCAAUGAGAUUGGCUUUCAGGACACAAUAAUUUUUCUGACGGUGGGGGAAGAGAAAGGAGCAGGACUGUUUCUCCUUGCAGGGCCUGAGAAUCUCGUAACUGAAGUUGGGCCACGAGUAGUGCAGCUGCUACAGGGAAAAGGUGCAGGAAAGAACGGCCGUUUCCAAGGCAAAGCCAACAGCCUGGCGAAGAGAGCCGAGGUGGAGGCUUUGCUGCAGGAGCACAGCCGCCGGCGCACUGCAGGAGAGGAGUGACAGAUGAACAGAUGGAUCCUGGUGCCCUCGCUGCCUAAAGAGCACAUGAAGCUUCAGCUGGACUGACUACAGCCAGCUCUUUAAACCGCCAUUAUGACAAUUUAUUAUUCUAACAAUUUUGCUGACAAAUUUUCGGUUAUUUGUUAAUCUUGUAAAUCUUUGUUAAUCUAAGUUAAAUCAGGUUUAUUUAUGAAUUGUAUUUAAAGCAAGAAAGUCGAAUGCGCUGUUAAGUUUAUUCAAUCAACAGGACAAAACACACAGACGCACACACGAAGCCGAGGCAGAUCGUUUCCAUAGAUGAGAAAUAUUUUGAUUGAAUUGUGUAUGUCAGUGGUUUUCAAAGUUUGGGGGCGCCCGGGGGCGCCCGGGGGCCCUCAACAAUUUGGUGUGCCCAUCCCUCCCACUAGUAUGUUUUUUCUUUCUCACUCUCAGACAACCACACACACACACACUCAAUUCCUAAUGUUAUGUUAAGAUGUAAUUAUUAAUAAAAAAAAAAAAGGGGG
Ictalurus furcatus (blue catfish) is the source of this 2448-nucleotide messenger RNA. RefSeq names its product alanyl-tRNA synthetase domain containing 1 (gene aarsd1). Gene Ontology annotation, biological process: regulation of translational fidelity; alanyl-tRNA aminoacylation. The coding region runs from base 701 to 1942 and encodes 413 amino acids. The transcript has 12 exons. The record is from RefSeq and is a predicted model, not a curated record. Gene Ontology annotation, molecular function: Ser-tRNA(Ala) deacylase activity; ATP binding; alanine-tRNA ligase activity. NCBI's taxonomy places the organism in Eukaryota, Metazoa, Chordata, Actinopteri, Siluriformes, Ictaluridae.